UUCGUUUUCUUUCGAAGGGUUCAUUCCAUUUUCUUUUCGACUUUUCGAUCAGUCUGUGUUUGACAAGGGAACACGCCGUUAGUGAGUUGGUCAAAUUUGCUGAGUUGAGUUAGUAUUUAAUUUGUGAUAUUAAAUGAAGACUGUGCUAAUUCAUAAGAACCAGCAAAGAUAAAAUACGACACAACACAAUGGAUGAUGAUCAGCAGUUCUGUCUUCGAUGGAACAAUCACCAAAGCACACUCAUAUCCGUGUUCGACACUUUGUUGGAAAAUGGAACACUAGUGGAUUGCACACUGGCGGCGGAGGGCAAAUUCCUAAAAGCACACAAGGUGGUCCUCUCGGCAUGUAGUCCGUAUUUCGCGGCUCUGCUUUCCCAGCAGUACGACAAGCACCCCAUCUUCAUACUCAAAGAUGUAAAAUUUCAAGAGCUCCGCGCCAUGAUGGACUACAUGUACCGUGGCGAGGUAAACAUUUCACAGGAUCAGCUGGCUGCGCUUCUGAAGGCGGCCGAGUCCCUGCAGAUCAAGGGUUUGUCCGAUAAUCGGGGCUCGUCCUCGUCGUCGGCAGCACCACCAUCGCAGCAGAAGCAGCAGCAGAGUGAAACUGCAGCGGCAAAGACGUUGCCGCCACCCGUACCUGUGAAUAAGGCUUCAGGUUUGACGAUCGAGAACAAAAGGCCUUUGAAAUCGGAAUUGCAUGAUUCGGACCUGUCCGGAUCGCGAGAAGGUUCUACUAGUCCCACAUCACGGAAGCGGAAGAAAGUUCGACGAGGAAGCGUCGACACCAACAACCUAACGGAUAAUCAUGACCAGCAUUCAAAUUCCUCAUCACAUUCAAUGCACUCUUCCCUGCAACCGCAAGCUCUGGCUCUGACGUCCGGCUCGUCCGCGAUCGUGGCUAGUGUUCCCGCUAUCAACAACGCCGCUACCUCCCUGUCGUCGUCGUCGACGACGGCCGCCGCCGUCGUCGCCGCAACAUCCGCCGCGUCUGCCGUAACCAGUGCGAAUGUGCUGGCGGCCACCGCCUCCGCUGUCGCUGCUGCAGCAUCAGCUGCCAUCAAAAAGACUGAAUCCGUUCAACAGCAGCAGGUUGCGGAAGCGCUGAAGCUGCAGCUUGUCAAACAACACCUCCCGACCAGCACGCAACAGCAGCAGCAGCAACAACUACAAAAGGCACAAGACACGGAAGAAGACGAGGAACUGAGCGAAACGGAACAUGGUGACGGACACGGCGACGAUGAUUCGGACAAUGAACUGGAUGAACCUCAAAGCAAACGACGGCAAGCACAAGGUGGCGACGGCGAAGAUGGCAAGUCAAUUAACCAAUCCGAGCUGAUGAUUGAACCAAAAAAUGAGUACGACGACGGACAGGAUGAAAACGUCGAAGACCUAACGCUGGACGAGGAAGAGUUGCUGGACGAUUUGGAUCAGGCCGGACCGAGCCACGGAGAAGGAUCUAGUCAAGGUUAUGCACAAUGGCAAAUGGAACGUGAACAAAACGAAGCGUUUAUGGCAGCUCAGGACGCUGUCGGAGGACCACAUCGAGACGCACAAGACUGCAUCGAAAUGCUCGAACCGAAGGUGAUGAUCAUGGACGACGGAUUGGCCCGGUAUGUUUGCCCCCAAUGUGGAGUCAAGUACAAAAAACUGAGCGCGCUUCGUGGCCAUAUGAAGGAAUGCGGGAAAGGUGCGCAGUGUCCGCUCUGUCCGAAGAUCGUCACCCAGCGGCGAAACCUGCCGAAACAUAUGGAACGCCACCGGCGGGAUGGAUUGAUGGAGUUUCACCACUUUAUCGACAGCUUCCCCAUGCUGAACUCGACUUUCUGAGCACCUGAGCGAGAAUGGGAGAUAGUUUUUAAAUCAUGACAAUUUUGAUUUCCAGCGAAACACGCUCAGUUUGAAACAUAGGACUGAUGAGAGAUACUCGUAGAACGCGUUGAGGUGGAAAUUAAAAGAGGCCAAACGAAAGUAUUAGUUACGGUGAUAUUUUUGUGCGAAAUUUAGAGUAAGCUUAGUUUAGGAAUACAUACUUUAAAAUGGUUACUUUCCAGCAACUAAAAAGCAGUUACUGUAGCUAAGUUUAAUCGCGUGAAAAACCUACAUUUUGAAAAGUGAUUUUAAGUAUAAUCUACCUCUACGAAGAAUGUAAGCGAGGGUGUGUUCGGCUAAGAAAAUGAGUUAGCCCAUAAAUAUUAAUUUACGAUAAAUCGACAAGUUUUCUUCAGUCUAAAAUUUAGGUCCGUCGUGAUAAAUGAUCGGUUAAAGCUCAAACUAAAUGUGUGUACAUUUUACAAAUUACAGGGAGGAUUAGAUUAAAAUCAUAGCAUGCUUUAGUAGCAUUAGUUUCAACCUGAAACACAUUUUGAUCAGCUAAAAAUGAAACGGACAAAUCUCGAAUGAAAGAUUGGAUGUGUUUAAUAAAUAAUCUGUAAUCAUCCUA
Molecule: messenger RNA, 2439 nt
Organism: Culex quinquefasciatus (southern house mosquito)
Lineage: Eukaryota; Metazoa; Arthropoda; Insecta; Diptera; Culicidae
Product: longitudinals lacking protein, isoforms A/B/D/L
Exons: 7
Coding region: 189-1826 (545 amino acids)
Biological process (GO): regulation of transcription by RNA polymerase II
Cellular component (GO): nucleus
Molecular function (GO): protein binding
Source: RefSeq, a predicted model, not a curated record